AAAUUGCAUCUCAUGUCAUUUGCGUUGGAAAUCAAGUUAAUGUGCCUUCAGCUCUUUCGUGGCUUUGGUAUCCAGAAGAAACGCCACUACACCCAUCCUCAACAUCCAACUCAUUUUCUUAUCUCUGAUGGCAGAUUAUACAUAUAUUCAGAUACAUAAUCUUAUUCAGCGGCUCAUCCUUUCCUCAGAAUUUUGUUUCCUUAUUGCUUGUGGUUUUCUGGCAAAGAUACAAUGACACCUGUGAGGCUCUUUCCUCAUCCGGACGGCAUACAUUAGAAGCAGUCCCUUCUACGCCUCAAGAAGCCUCUGAAGGGAGCUUAAGGGAGCCUACCCCUUACCUUAAUUGAAGACAGACAGGGCAGCACGAAAGUCAGGGGACGUAUCAAGCGUGGCUUCAUUUUUGGACUAAUUCUGACUAACUCAGGCUUGUAUGCAGCAUCACUUGAAAAGGUGUAAAACCGGAUAUUUCUCAGCUGACUCCUUACAAUGAUGAGGUUCUUUAAGAAUAUGAACUAUGUUCGGAAUUGUGGGAUUUCCUUUACUGUUGCUGUUUUUGUUGUCUACUUCACAUCUCUGUCUUUUAGACGCUUUAAAGGCCUCCAACCGAUGGAAAAAUUCACUUGGAACAAUGCAAAAACGAUGACAAGGUAUACUGAAAAGGAUAUUGACAGCCUCAGCUUCAGUUCCAGGCUUGACAUACAAACACGCACAACAUGGGGAGCUCCCAUCAUCUGGGAAGGGAUGUUCGACCCUUAUAUUUAUGACGCCAUUCACAAGAAUCUCAGAUCCUCUGUGGCUCUAACAGUGUUUGCAGUUGGCAGGUACUUGGACGCUUACCUCUGGACCUUCCUGAAUUCCUCGGAGCAUCACUUUAUGCUGGGAUUGCCUGUCAAGUAUUAUGUUUUCACAGACAUGCCCGAAAAACUGCCUAACAUCAAGCUUGCUCCUCAGCGAACCAUGAAGGUUAUCCACGUAGAAAGGCACUCCAGGUGGCAGGACAUCUCUAUGAUGCGAAUGAAGAGUAUUGCAGACAUCAUAGAAUCGGACAUUCGCCAACACUGCACACAUGUCUUCUGCUUUGAUGUGGAUCAGGUUUUUACUGGGCGAUUCGGCUCUGAGGCAUUGGGAGAUUCUGUGGCUCUCCUCCACGCCCACUUCUACCGCCUUCCAGUCAAGCGUUUUACCUACGACCACAACCCAAAGUCCAAGGCGUACAUGGAAACGGGGGAUUUCUACUAUCACGCUGCAGUCUUUGGAGGCUCGUGGGAGAGUGUGAAGGCCAUGACGGAGGCCUGCUAUCAGAGCAUCAUGGAAGACAAAGAAAACAAAGUGGAGGCUUUGUGGCACGAUGAAAGCCAUCUCAACAAGUACCUGUGGCUUCACAAACCCAGCAAGGUGCUCUCUCCAGAGUACUGCUGGGACACCAGUAUUGGCUCCCCGAGUGAAAUACGAGUAAAGCGACUACUCUGGGCGCCAAAAAAGUAUGGUGAACUACGCGUUCCUUAGAGCUGCACUGGAGUGAAGCGCAAACUAACAUGCUGUAUUUCAGUGAGUUCCUGUUGGCUUUAGUCUUGAUUGAAGGGGCUUCUUUUGCUCUCAUGCGAGUGUCUCCAUUUUACUCAACUUUCAGAUAACAUUAAUUUUAUGUAGGCAAACAAUUUUUCAGGGACUUAAUUUUUUUGUACCAGGCUACAAACUUCUCUCAUUCUGCUGUGAGGUUUGGCAUCUUAAUAUGGCACUUAUUGAUAACGCAGCACAUAUUAUGCACAUGCUGCUUUAACAGAACUGUGAAAGUUUUGUGUAUUGUAAUUUUCUUUGUUUAAACUUAAUAAAAAGUUAUAUAUAAAAAAAAGAACUGUGAAAGUAGUU
This is a messenger RNA of Notolabrus celidotus (New Zealand spotty), 1869 nucleotides long. RefSeq names its product N-acetyllactosaminide alpha-1,3-galactosyltransferase-like. Lineage: Eukaryota; Metazoa; Chordata; Actinopteri; Labriformes; Labridae. Gene Ontology annotation, molecular function: hexosyltransferase activity. Gene Ontology annotation, biological process: carbohydrate metabolic process. The record is from RefSeq and is a predicted model, not a curated record. Gene Ontology annotation, cellular component: membrane; vesicle; Golgi apparatus. The coding region runs from base 487 to 1506 and encodes 339 amino acids. The transcript is spliced from 6 exons.